AUGUCUGGGUUCAACUGUAGAUUUGGUAAUUUCCGGCGCAAAUCUCCGCUUCCGAUUCUCCAAAGUCAGGCGACAAUGGCCCAAAUCUCAACCACUCGUCCUUGGCGCCACUUCUUCGACAUCUCCGCAUUCUCCAUUCCUUACAGCUACGCCGACGCCAUGUCCAGAUUCCGCCACAACUUCAACCAUUUCCGCGCCAAUUACGCCCUUAUCGCACUCGCCAUCAUCUUCUGCAGCCUCGUCUACCACCCCGUCUCCAUGAUUGUCUUCCUGAUCGCGUCCGCCGCCUGGCUCUAUCUCUACUUCUGGCGCGAGGAUCCCCUCGUCGCCUUUGGCCGGACCCUCGACGACCGCGCUGUGAUGGCGGUCCUGAGCUUGGUCACCUUGGUGGCAUUGGUGUUCACUCACGUGGGCUCGAAUGUCCUGGCGGCUCUUGUUAUUUGGGUGGUCGUGGUUAGCCUUCACGCCGUGUUUAGGUGUACGGAGGAUUUGUUUCUGGACGAGAGUGAGGCGGCCGGCGAUGGCUUGGUCUCAAUCGUGCGAUUUGUGAAAUCAGUAACUUUGGUUCUCUUGUACUCUGGGCUUCAUUGGUGUGGAAAAUUGCUCGAAAGCCACGGCUUUUCUGGGGAGUUGUCACUUUACAGAAUCAAAAAACUGAUGCGUUACAGCAGCUGUGAAAUCUGUCAGUCAGUCCCUGAUUUUCCGUGCCCUUCAACUUCACCCAUUGAUUUUGUUGACAAGCUAAUGAAUGACCUUGACAUUGGGCUUGAGUUCAGAAUACACGAUCAUAUUGUUUUUAUCGAGAGGCAUGUCUAAUCUGCAGUUUUCAUCCAUUGAUUUAUAGACGAGCUAAUGACCUUGACAUUAGGUUUGAAUUCAGGAUACUAAGUUUAUAUUUUUUUUAUCAGGACAUGUCUAAUCUGCAGUUUUCAUC
Molecule: messenger RNA, 934 nt
Organism: Striga asiatica
Lineage: Eukaryota; Viridiplantae; Streptophyta; Magnoliopsida; Lamiales; Orobanchaceae
Source: the annotation of a GenBank genome assembly